AUGGGCAGGAAUGCCAUCAGAUUUUAUUUUCUAUGGCUCGUCACAAUUAGGAGUGUUGAGGCUUGCUUGACGAGGCAGACGGUACGAGAUACUGCAAAUCAGCCUGACAUAGCAACAGAUAUUCUCAUUUCCGAUGAUGGCAGUUGCUUAGCAACAACGUCAGACGCAGAUUCAUUCAGCAAGGAGUUGAAAUCUCAUUCAAACCAGUUAACCUUUGACCUGUAUAACGUCACAAUAGAUUGUUCAUAUCUGUUCCAGGCAAAUGACCCUUAUACCAGAGUAAUGGUGGACUUUCGAUGGUUUGAUGUUAAUAGAAGGUAUGGCUUUCCAAAUGACAAUUGUGAUGAUGCCAGUGUGCGAAUUUUCGAUGGUCCCAUCGCAUCCUCUAGCCAGCUCGGUGACACGCUGUGCGGUACAGACAGACCAACCCUUGUUCUUUCGUCAGGGAGCAGCUUAUCGUUGAGAUUACAAACAUCCGGGGAUUUCAGUGUCAUGGACUUCAGAGCCAUCUACACUGCGUUUUCAGACAAUACGUCCUGUUCAUCGUUCACGUGUACGACGACGGGUCGGUGCAUCGACUCGACCGUGACGUGUGACAGGCAGGGGUAUGGCAAUUGCGGCGAUGAGGACUUCAGCGAUCAGGACGAAGCCAACUGCCCCGUAAUCUACACGACACCCGACCUCCGCCCUCUUCUAUACGCGGCCCUCGCCCUCAUCCUCCCCUUCCUGUUCCUCCUCUACUUCUGUUUCUGGAGACCCGGCUACAUGGUAUGGGCCUGUGGUUGUUGGCGACGCCGAAGUUUGGGCGACUGUGGAUGGUGCUGCCCCGUUCGAAGUCGAGGGCUGUGUCGUCGAAUAUGCACCUGUGGUCGACGAGCAACGAAGAUGAACUCGGUCGGCAAUCUUCGAGAAGGCAGAAAAAUACACAGAGAGAAAAUGCUGUAG
This is a messenger RNA of Lytechinus pictus (painted urchin), 945 nucleotides long. RefSeq lists its product as uncharacterized. The transcript is spliced from 5 exons. The record is from RefSeq and is a predicted model, not a curated record. Lineage: Eukaryota; Metazoa; Echinodermata; Echinoidea; Temnopleuroida; Toxopneustidae. The coding region runs from base 1 to 945 and encodes 314 amino acids.